Ornithodoros turicata is the source of this 2783-nucleotide messenger RNA. It is a transcript of the gene Pgant6, whose product is annotated as putative polypeptide N-acetylgalactosaminyltransferase 10. The transcript has 10 exons. The record is from RefSeq and is a predicted model, not a curated record. Gene Ontology annotation, cellular component: Golgi apparatus. Gene Ontology annotation, biological process: protein O-linked glycosylation. NCBI's taxonomy places the organism in Eukaryota, Metazoa, Arthropoda, Arachnida, Ixodida, Argasidae. The coding region runs from base 329 to 2191 and encodes 620 amino acids. Gene Ontology annotation, molecular function: polypeptide N-acetylgalactosaminyltransferase activity.
CGUUUGUGCUGCUCCGCUCUUUGCCUCCGCUUUUGGAGUACGCCUCGCCGUAGUGUUCGUUCUGGCUGUUCUCUUUGGUGGAUCUGUGCCGUCAAACAUCUGUUUCUAGCGCUAAAUAUGUGCAGAACUUCGUCGUUGUGUGCAGCAUAACAGUGGUGUGUUGGUCGACCUUCGGAUACCGUCUGUGAUACUGGUUCAAAGCUCACCAUGGAUUCGUGGCACUAGCUGGGGCGAUCUAUGUGAGGCUCAAGAUGAGUGCAUGCUCCUGACUAGGCGAGCUGAGUGACAGGCACCCCCCGGUUCCUUCGGGGGUCUUGCCCUCCACGCCAUGGUGCGGCGUAGCACAAAGCGGCUUUUCAAGCUGGUUGGAUGGGCAGCGGCUCUGCUACUGUGCACGUCCCUCCUAGUGAAAAUGUUUGGUGCUCAUCAGGGUUUGGACUUUGUGCCUGGAGGUGGAGGCGCCUUCAUGCCUCGUGCGCCACAUUUAGACAGAUCACAACAGGAACCUCAGAAAGCUCCCGUUGAAGCGAAGGAAUCCGCCGUCGCCGUUCAUCCAGAGAAGAAAGAAUCAGAGAGCGAAGUGGUGACGGCGAACGAUGGAAAGAAAGACUGGCACGACAGGGAACUCAUGCUUCGAGAGUCGAAAGCUCAAGGUCCCGGAGAGCAAGGAGCAGCUUUUUAUCUGCCACCGGGCAUGGAAGACAAGAAAGACGCGCUGUACAAAGUGAACGGUUUUAACGCCCUAGUUAGCGACUUCAUUGCACUCAACAGGUCACUACCUGACAUUAGGCAUCCGGGGUGCCAAAAGAAGCGAUACGUGGCUAAGCUUCCCGUGGCCAGUGUGGUGGUGCCCUUCCACAACGAGCACCGGUCAACUCUAAUGCGAACGGCAACUAGCGUGCUCAACCGAUCCCCUCCUGGGCUUAUCAAGGAGGUCAUUCUCGUCGAUGAUUUCAGCUCUAAAGAACAACUGAAGAAGCCUCUCGAAGACUAUAUCGCACAGCACUUUACCAACGUUCACGUUAUACGUGCCAAGAGACGAGAGGGCCUCAUCCGAGCCCGUUUACUGGGAGCUCGCCAGGCGACCGGGGACGUCAUCAUCUUCUUGGAUUCUCACACGGAGGCCAACACUAAUUGGCUGCCUCCACUUCUGGAGCCAAUCGCUAUGGACUACCGCACUGUCGUCUGCCCCUUGAUUGACGUCGUCGACUAUGAGACAUUCGCUUAUCGAGCUCAAGACGAGGGUGCGCGUGGUUCAUUCGAUUGGGAACUCUACUACAAGAGACUCCCUCUGCUACCCGAAGACCUACGCCACCCUACAGAACCGUUCAAGAGCCCCGUGAUGGCCGGAGGUCUGUUUGCCAUCAGCCGAAAAUACUUCUGGGAGCUGGGCGGCUACGACGAAGGUCUGGACGUGUGGGGAGGCGAGCAGUACGAGCUCUCCUUCAAGAUCUGGCAGUGCGGCGGAACUAUGGUGGACGCUCCAUGCUCCAGAAUAGGACAUAUCUACCGAAAGUUUGCUCCAUUCCCCAACCCCGGCAUCGGAGAUUUCGUCGGCCGCAAUUACAGAAGGGUGGCUGAGGUGUGGAUGGACGAGUACAAGGAGUUUCUCUACAAUCGUCGCCCCCACUACCGAAAUUUGGACCCAGGAGAUCUUUCCAAGCAGAAGGCGCUACGCGAGAAGCUCAAGUGCAAAUCGUUCAAGUGGUUCAUGACGAACGUAGCCUUCGACCAGUCCAAGAAGUAUCCCCCAGUAGAACCUCCCGACUACGCAUCGGGAGAGCUACGCAACGUGGGCGCCAACCUAUGCGUCGAUACGCAGUACAAAGGCCAGAACGAGCGUUUCACGCUGGAGCCUUGCAUCAAAGACUUGCAUGGCCGCAGCGGGGAGCAGCAGUUCGUGCUCACUUGGCACAAAGACAUUCGGCCCUCCAAGCGAUCAGUCUGUUUCGAUGUAUCUACUUCUGACAAACGUGCACCAGUCGUCCUCUGGAGCUGCCAUGGAAUGCACGGCAACCAACUUUUCAAGUACGAUACGGCGUCGAAGCACCUUUUCCAUCCAAUCACAGCUAACUGCAUGGACUGUGACGUCGAACGGCGUGAAGUCUUCAUGAACCCUUGCGACGAUAAUAGCCCAACACAAAAGUGGACCUUCGAGAACGUGAACGAAACUGCGCUGGCUGCCUGGUGAUCGCGCCGUCCCCGUAGGUGUCAAAGCCGAAGAUUAUGUGUGUGUGUGUGUGCGUAUAUGUGUGCUGUGACCACGCCUGGAGCUCACUCGAGAUGUCAAGCGAUGUUCCUUCAGUUAAGUAAGGGGCCUUCAUUCUGAAACUUGUUUUGUGCGGGAACUAUUCCGUACAAAAUGACGGCAGUCUGCGCCGCAGUCAGUGUGUGCUGACUGGGAUCUUGACAGUUCUAUAGAGGACGCGUAAGUUUUCUACUGGUUGCGUGAGCUUGCUGGACAUUAGCCUUAUAGGAACAACGCAUGUUUCGGACUCAUCGGUACUCUUCAGCCUUAUGAGAAGUUAACCGAUGGCCACCGACCUCUCCUGGUCACCUCUGGUCACUGGAAGGACAGACAAAAGAAAGGCUUGAAUAUGUCAAGGAUACUUUUUUAUUUAUCGUCGUUCUCCGGACUUUAAAAGGGUUUUCAUUUUGGGGACAAUGUGGUGCCUUUGCUCAGAAGGCAGCAUCAACAGUGUAUGGCGUGGGUUUGUUCAUAGUGUUCGAUGCUCCUCCUUGUUGUGUGCUGUUUGCGGAAGUAAAACGUAUUUUCUAAGAGA